This is a messenger RNA of Beta vulgaris subsp. vulgaris (sugar beet), 3249 nucleotides long. RefSeq names its product E3 ubiquitin-protein ligase UPL5. Gene Ontology annotation, biological process: proteasome-mediated ubiquitin-dependent protein catabolic process; positive regulation of protein catabolic process; protein polyubiquitination. The coding region runs from base 256 to 2991 and encodes 911 amino acids. Gene Ontology annotation, molecular function: protein binding; ubiquitin-protein transferase activity. The record is from RefSeq and is a predicted model, not a curated record. NCBI's taxonomy places the organism in Eukaryota, Viridiplantae, Streptophyta, Magnoliopsida, Caryophyllales, Amaranthaceae. The transcript has 3 exons.
GUGUAAAGUCUACUUUGUACGCGCGGAAAAAUGAUCAUACUAUCAUCCCUCUCUCCUUUACUCAUUCUUUACAUUAUACCACACUCCCUAAAUUUUCUAGCACUUAAACCCUAAUUGAUCAAAAUCUCUGUAAUCAAGGGCUACGGUUCUCAAUUUUGCCACUUUUUAUCAACAAAUUCAUCGAAUGAUUAUUAAUGAUCGUCAAUUAUAUUAUCAUAAUCGUAAUUUAGGUUCUGUUUUCUGAUUCGGCUUUCAAUGUCAUCGGUAGGUACAACUCCGACGACGCCGCAUUAUCACUUUGAUAAUUUACCUUUGAAGCGCAAACUGGAAGAUUUCGAUUCCACUUUAACUCGAAUUCGCAAGAAUUCGAGUUCCAAUUGCAAGGGAAAAUCGGUAAUUGAUCAUGAAUUUGAAUCACCGACUUUUGAAAAUAGUGGAAAUCAUUUCCUACGAGGUGAAUCAAGCAAUUCAAAUUAUGAGUCUACGAUUUUUCCGCUGCAAUUCUUUGUUAGGAUGAUAUCUGGUGGAAAAACCCUAGUUUUACGCGCGAAUUUGGAUGAUACAGUGGAGAUGGUUCACCAGAAAAUUCACAAGAUUACAGGAAUUCCAGUGAUGGAGCAAGGGCUGAUAUAUAGAGGGAAACAGUUGCAGUGGGAGCAGACAUUGAAGCAGUGUGGAAUUCAGAAUGAUGCAGGGCUUCAAUUGGUGGGGAGAAUGCGUAGCACCAGUGAUCCUCGAGCUUGGACGGUAAUUACCGAAUUAGUUUCGAGUAUUUGUAGGAUUUGUAGGAAAGAAUUACCCUUUGUUGAUCCUCGUAUUGUUAAGAUUAAGUUGGAACAGUUUAUGGAACUACCACUUGAUAAAGGAACUGACACUCCUUUUAUAUCCAAUAAUAACAAAAAAGUGAUGAAGAGUAAAGAGGAAAGAAUACCUAACAGUAGUGAUGAUGAAGAAGAUGAGGAUCAUAAGAAGAAUAAGAGUGAUUAUUGUAAGAUUUUUAUGGAUGCUUGUGCUCCUCAUAGUUUAGUCAUGCUUUAUGUGUCGAAGGAGAAGCGAAAUCAGGAGUGUGCGGAUGAAUGUAUCAGGUGUUUUCUGAAUUUCGUGAAUGAUUUUAAUGGGAAUUGUAGUGAGAGGGCUUAUUGUGCUACGACCGUAUUGGAAUUCUGUAAAUUGCUUAGGAUGAUGGUGCCAGAAGAUGACUUGUUGUAUAUACAUUGCAGGAGCAGUCUUGGGUCAAUGCUGGCAAACGUCGAAGUGGGGCAUAAGCAUUACAGAGUGUGCGGUCGUGAUGGGUCUGAAAGGGAGAUCGUGGUUGCUAUUGGAGACGUGUUUCUUUUUUUGAAGGAAGUAGAGCAGAGGAUAUUUAAGGACUUGGUGUUGACUGUUGAAUCUGAUAGCAGCAUUGGGCCUUUGAAACGAGAUGUGUGUGAUUUCUCUGCUUUUUUGCAGCCUGUGUUGUGCUUCAUUGGGAGGGAACUUACUGCAGCAGCAAAUUCACGAAAGGCUAAAGGAAGAACUAGGCCUUUGGCUCAGGAGGUUGAUCUUCUCUUUUCACUAUUCACUGAGUUGAUUUGUUGGAUUGAUGAAUGUCUUAAGAAACUGGAGCGAUGCCUGGCCGUAAAGAAGGAAAAUGAUGUGAUUAAUCAAAGUGGUUGGGCUCAGUGUCUUGCUAUUCUAAAAGAAUUGCAUAGCAUUUCUCUUCUUUAUCCAGGUUCAGAAGAUCGGUUUUGGACCAUAAUGAGACAGAAUAAGACAGCUGUCAGCGGCCUUAUUGUUAGAUAUGCUAAGCGUGCGGAUGACAAUAGUUGGCUGCUGAAGCAUAAGGAUAUCCUGGAUUUUGAAUCAAGGAGGCACUUAGCAAUGUUGCUGUUCCCGGAGGUGAGAGAAGAUUAUGAGGAAUUACACGAGAUGUUAAUUGACAGGUCCAGUUUGCUGGCCGAAUCCUUUGAGUAUAUAUCUAAUGCACCGAUAUCUUCACUGCAUGCUGGUCUCUUUAUGGAAUUCAAAAAUGAAGAAGCUACGGGUCCGGGCGUUUUGAGGGAGUGGUUUUGCUUAGUAUGCCAAGCAAUUUUUGAUCCAAAAAAUGCCCUUUUUGUUGCUUGCCCUUUGGACCGUCGAAGGUUCUUCCCUAGUCCAGCAUCUAAGAUACAUCCCCUACAUCUUCGGUACUUCCAAUUUUCGGGUAGGGUGAUUGCUUUGGCCAUGAUGCAUAAGAUUCAAGUUGGUGUUGUUCUGGAUCGUGUCUUUUUCUUGCAGUUGGCUGGAAGAAAAGUUUCCAUGGAAGAUAUACGGGAGGCAGAUCCAUGUAUAUAUAAUAGCUGCAAACAAAUAUUGGAGAUGGAUGCUGAAUUUGUGGAUUCUGAUGGUUUAGGAUUGACUUUUAGUACUGAAGUCGAAGAGCUAGGAACAAGGAAGGUUGUGGAACUAUGUCCUGGAGGGACAGGCAUUGUGUUGAACAGUAAGAACAGGCAGAAAUAUGUCGACCUGAUUGUUCAGCAUCAUUUUGUCACAUCUGUUGCUGAACAAGUGUCCUGUUUUGCUCAAGGUUUUGCUGACAUUCUUGCUGAAGGAAAACUUCGAGAAACCUUUUUUGAAAGUUUAGAGCUGGAAGACCUCGAUUCGAUGUUGCUUGGAAGUGGAAGUGAUGUAUGUGUCGAAGAUUGGAAGUUACAUACUGACUAUCAUGGCUAUAAAAAGUCCGAUCCUCAGAUGGUUUGGUUUUGGGAGGUGGUUGGACAAUUAAACGCUGAGCAAAAAAAGACACUUCUUUUCUUUUGGACAUCAGUGAAGUAUCUUCCUGUGGAAGGUUUUCGCGGUUUGGCAUCUCGUUUGCAAAUCGACAAAUGCUUGGAGUCUCAAGAUCACUUACCCUCAUCCCAUACAUGCUUUUACCGUAUUUGUAUCCCAGAGUAUCCAUCAAAGGCUGUCAUGCGAGAACGUCUCCUUGUGGUCACUCAAGAACAUGUAAGCUGCAGCUUUGGUACUUGGUGAUUUUGAUGUUAUAAGCUAGCUGUGGACAUUGGUAUAUGCACAUAAAAAAAGAAGGCUUUAAUUUAGAGUUUGUACAGAUUUAUUAGUUAGUUUCUGACUUGCAAGUUCGUUCCAUAGAAAUGGUGCUUUUGCCUUUGGCAAAGUUCGGAAGUAAUUAUGUCCAUUCACCAGGAAAGAAUGUAUUGUAAAGAGUUCACUUAGUCGAAAAUUGCUGCUCCAAAAUUUCUUAUCUGCGUCUUUUAAGCAAAAUUUUCUGUC